AUGGGUCGCAAAUUUUGUGUUGGAGGAAACUGGAAAAUGAAUGGCUCAAAAGCCUCAAUCACAGAUUUAUGCAAAGUUCUCACUGCUGGUCCAUUAGACCCAAAUGUUGAGAUUGUCGUUGGAUGCCCAGCUGUUUACAUUUCAUUUGCUCGCAGCUUACUCCCAGAAUCCAUCAGAGUUGCUGGUCAGAACGCAUACAAGGCAAAAUCCGGAGCAUUCACCGGUGAAAUGGCCCCAUCAAUGUUAUUAGAUGUUGGUGCUGACUGGGUUAUCAUUGGACAUUCAGAAAGAAGACAAAUUUUCGGUGAAUCUGACGAACUUAUUGCUGAAAAGGUUGCAUUUGCCCUUGCUGAAGGCAUGAAAGUCAUUGCCUGUAUUGGUGAAACUCUCCAAGAACGUGAAGCUGGUCAAACAGAAGCCGUCUGCUUCCGUCAAACAAAAGCUAUUGCAGCCACUGUUAAGGACUGGACAAAUGUCGUUAUUGCUUAUGAACCAGUAUGGGCCAUUGGCACAGGAAAGACAGCAACACCAGCACAAGCCCAAGAAGUUCAUGCCGCUCUCCGUAAAUGGUUCACUGAAAAUGUCUCACCCGAAGUCUCUGAUGCCAUCAGAAUUCAAUACGGUGGCUCAGUCACAGCUGCCAACUGCCGUGAAUUAGGUUCACAACCAGACAUUGAUGGAUUCUUGGUCGGCGGUGCCUCAUUGAAGCCAGAAUUCGUUCAAAUUGUUAAUGCUAAGCAGUAAAGAGUUUAAAAGACAAAUAAAUUUUACAUCACUUUGGUUUGUUGGCAUUAAACUUCCCCAA
Messenger RNA from Chironomus riparius, 805 nucleotides. NCBI's taxonomy places the organism in Eukaryota, Metazoa, Arthropoda, Insecta, Diptera, Chironomidae. The record is from the annotation of a GenBank genome assembly.